Molecule: messenger RNA, 1899 nt
Organism: Penicillium riverlandense
Lineage: Eukaryota; Fungi; Ascomycota; Eurotiomycetes; Eurotiales; Aspergillaceae
Exons: 9
Coding region: 1-1899 (632 amino acids)
Biological process (GO): siderophore transmembrane transport
Molecular function (GO): siderophore-iron transmembrane transporter activity
Source: RefSeq, a predicted model, not a curated record
AUGAAUGCCUCCGACAACCCAACAGAUCCAAAGGAUCAGAAGUCGUUCGAGAUGAGCGCGCUCGCCACCGACGACGCAGGCACGCAGCGCCUUGGGCUGACCGACACCAAGAACACCCCUGAGGCACAAGAGGACACUGGCCUAGCGGACUUGGACGGCAUCAAACGCAAUUGGACUCUUCGAGGUUUAAUCAUUAUCUGGGUAUCUGCUGCUUUAAUGAGUUUUGUCACCAACUUGAACAAUACGUCGUCGUCCACUUUCGCGCCGUAUGCGGCCAGCAGCUUCAGCUUGGCUCCGCUGGUGGGGACGAUUGCUGUGGUGCAGGCAGUGAUCGCAUCAGUCUCUCUGCAGCCACUCGCGAGGUUUGCCGACGUCUAUGGACGGCCGGAGAUGUUCUCGUUUUGCAUAUUGAUGGCAACGCUCGGAGUGAUCAUGUUAUCAUCCUCGGCGACUCUUGGAGUCUACGCAGGCGCCCAGGUGUUUUGGGUUAUCGGUCUCCAGGGAAUCUCGUUGAUGCUUCAAAUUCUUGCGGGCGACUCGAGCGAUCUUUACAACCGUGCUCUGAUGAACGCAAUCCCAUACGCUCCAUCAAUCAUCACCACAUGGAUUACGGGACCAUUUGCAUCGUCGGUUCUGAAAAUCUCAUGGCGGUGGGGAUUUGGAAUCUUUGCGAUUCUGAUUCCCAUAGUUGGGUCUCCAUUAUUGGCAUCUCUUUACUACAACAAACGAAAGGCGACUAAGCAAAGAAAGGCUGAAGGGACUUACAAGCGUUCGAAUCACCUUAGGAAUAUCGUACGACUAGACCCGGUGGGUCUGAUUCUGUUUGCCGCCGGACUCUCCCUGAUACUCGUGCCUAUUACGCUUGCGGCGUCUUCAUCGAGUACCUGGAAAACCACCCAUAUCAUUGUUAUGCUAGUGAUAGGCGCCGUUAGUCUCGUUGCCUUUGUCGUGUGGGAGAUUAUGUGGGCGCCAUGGCCUAUCUUAUCCAUGAGAUUGUUCAAAAGCCGGACAGUCAUAUUUGGCCUAGCAGCGUCGUUGAUCGACUACACCGCCCUCUAUCUUCUCCAAGACUAUCUCACAAUAUAUGAACUAGUCGCCGCCGGCUUAUCUGUUAAGGCGGCUACAAACGUCGCCGUCCUCGUUCCCUUUGCCGGAGUGCCCGGUCAGUUUGCAGCGGCCUUCCUGGUUAAGUAUACGAAGCGAUAUAAAUGGAUUACGGUUUCUGGAUACGCACUCAACUUGCUCGGACUCGGAUUGGCAUAUAAGUACAUCAACGGACACUACCAUAUGGGUGCGCUGGUUGUCGCCCAAUUGAUACUGGGAUUCGGCCAAGGGGUGAUCAACACUAUGCAGCUUGGAAUGCAAGCUUCAGUGGGCCAGAAAGGUAAGAUCCCUGUUCCCAGAAUCGAGCUCACUGGUCAAGUGCUUAUUCUUGCAGACAUGGCCGCGGUUACUGCUUUGUACACUGCGGCGCUCGGGGUGGGUAGUGCCAUUGGCGGAGCAGUAUCCGGUGGAGUGUGGACUGCUGUCCUUCCUCGAAGGCUUGGCGAAUAUCUUCCCAAAGAUGCUCUUAGCAAACUCCCGGAAAUCGAAGGAGAUAUUAACCUUGAUAUGGAAUAUCCCUGGGGCUCCCCCAUCCGUGAUGCUAUCGGAAAGUCAUACACGAGCACAUUCCGCCUCAUGUUGCUAAUCGCACUCAUCCUCGAGGCCUUUGCAAUUGCAUUUGCUGUCUUCAUUGAAGAUCUCAGUAUCAAGGAGGUCGACGAUGCCAGAGAGUACAAGGGAAUUGUAAUCGGAAAGGCCGGUGCGGUGGAUGCCUUGAAAGGCAAAGUUCACGCUGGAGAGGAUGGAGAUCAUCGUGCCUCAGUGGCUCCUAUGAAAGAAACCACCGAAGUAUAA